Messenger RNA from Fraxinus pennsylvanica, 315 nucleotides. Lineage: Eukaryota; Viridiplantae; Streptophyta; Magnoliopsida; Lamiales; Oleaceae. The record is from the annotation of a GenBank genome assembly.
AUGCCUCUUCUCCCGUCUCUCUGCUUCACGGCGGCGGCGGCUGCUGCUGCCGCUCUUCUUCCCCUCAUCUCCCCCUCUCAUCUUCACUCUUCACUCGUCUCACCGGACACUAGCAAAAACAAGUUUGCCACUCUGCUACAUCUCGGUGCCCCUAAUGGGUUCUCUGUGUUGGUCAAUGGGGUUGCUAGAUUUGUCGGGGUGCAUUGUUCCUUGGUGUUGAAGAAACGUGGUGAUGGUGUUUUGGAGAUGGAUCGGGUGCAAACCUCGGCAGAGCGAGCGUCGCUGCUGCGACGUGAAGUGGCAUCGGCGAUUUGA